GCAGGCUCAGCCCGCCCAGCGCCGCCGCGCUCCGGGUCCCAGCACGCCGCACACGCACCCACCCACCCGCCAGGCUCCCACCCACCGGCCAGCCACCCACGCAGCGCCAUGGGCAAGGACAAGCAGCCCCGCGGCCAGCAGAGGCAGGGGGGGUUGCCGGCUGGGGACGCCGAGCCCGACGACAUGGGGCCGAAGAAGGGCAAAGGGGCGCCCAAAGAGCGCGGGGAGGAGGAGGCCCAGACGUGCUGCGGCUGCCGGUUCCCACUGCUGCUCGCCCUGCUGCAGCUGGCCCUAGGCAUCGGCGUGACCGUGGUGGGCUUCCUCAUGGCCAGCGUCAGCUCCUCCCUGCUAGUCAGAGACACUCCAUUUUGGGCUGGGAUCAUUGUCUGCCUGGUGGCCUAUCUCGGCUUAUUUAUGCUUUGUGUCUCAUAUCAAGUUGAUGAACGAACAUGCAUCCAGUUUGUUAUGAAACUGUUCUACUUUCUGCUGAGUGCCCUUGCAUUGAUUGUCUGUGUGCUGGCUGUGGCCUUCGCGGCCCACCACUAUUCGCAGCUCCAGCAGUUUACCUGUGAGACGGCCCUCAACUCCUGCCAGUGCAAACUGCCCUCCUCAGAGCCGCUCAGCAGGACCUUUGUUUACCAGGAUGUAGCUGACUGUACUAGCAUCACUGGCACUUUCAAGCUGUUCUUACUCAUCCAGAUGAUUCUUAACUUGGUCUGCGGCCUUGUGUGCUUGCUGGCCUGCUUUGUGAUGUGGAAACAUAGGUACCAGGUCUUUUAUGUGGGUGUCAGGAUGUACUCCUUGACAACUUCCAAAGGGCAGCAGCAGAAGGUCUAACACUCUUGUGCAGAGGUGGCAAAGAAAGCAGCACAUUGAACAGCAGAAGGUUAAAAAACAAAA
Elephantulus edwardii (Cape elephant shrew) is the source of this 900-nucleotide messenger RNA. RefSeq names its product sarcospan (gene SSPN). The coding region runs from base 109 to 837 and encodes 242 amino acids. NCBI's taxonomy places the organism in Eukaryota, Metazoa, Chordata, Mammalia, Macroscelidea, Macroscelididae. Gene Ontology annotation, cellular component: sarcolemma; dystrophin-associated glycoprotein complex. The record is from RefSeq and is a predicted model, not a curated record. The transcript has 3 exons.